This is a messenger RNA of Adineta ricciae, 360 nucleotides long. The record is from the annotation of a GenBank genome assembly. Lineage: Eukaryota; Metazoa; Rotifera; Eurotatoria; Adinetida; Adinetidae.
AUGAGCACCAAAGUCGAUACCGGGUGCCGUGAACUUGCUCUGCCUCAGAAACUGGUCGAACAAUUACGUUUGAAGUAUCAAAAAACAGUCGCGGUUUCUUCGAGCACACAGAACAAUGUGCCCAUCAAAUGCUACGGUCCAGUUCUUAUAUACUGGGAAGGAAUUAUUCAUUCAGCUUUAGCAUAUUGCAUGCCAAAUCUGGACUCAGCAUUACCCAGGACGAUCGUUCCUGGAAGCAGUAUUCCGCUUAUUUCCGGCGAAAAUCCGCAAGAUAUUUAUAGUUUCCGCGCUGGAAACCACGAGAAAAGACUCGAAAUCCUACUAAAGGAACCGGUAACCGUAUCCGACUAUCGGUUAUGA